Molecule: messenger RNA, 1887 nt
Organism: Gastrolobium bilobum
Lineage: Eukaryota; Viridiplantae; Streptophyta; Magnoliopsida; Fabales; Fabaceae
Product: exocyst complex component EXO70B1-like
Exons: 3
Coding region: 1-1887 (628 amino acids)
Biological process (GO): exocytosis; regulation of DNA-templated transcription
Cellular component (GO): exocyst
Molecular function (GO): DNA-binding transcription factor activity; sequence-specific DNA binding; phosphatidylinositol-4,5-bisphosphate binding
Source: RefSeq, a predicted model, not a curated record
AUGUCAUUGAGUUUGUCAAGGCAGAUUGAUCUUGGAUUUGAAGUUGAUCUCUUCAACUUUUUUCUGGGAUGUCUCAUGGUGCAACUCAUGUCAAUCCACUGGGAGUUGGCUAUUGUUGGAGCUGUUUUCUGUUACUUGCUCAUGUAUCUUAACUCCCAUUUGGAUUCUCAAACACAAAGUGAGACUUUUAACCUUGCUGAGCAUGUAACUGUAGAAAUUGAUGAUGCUAAUUCAGUGCAAGUUGGAGCUGGUAGUCAAUGCAACCAAGAACUUAUAUAUACCAUUUUGGGGAUUGAGGAAAAAAGAGAAGACACAGUAAUUUUCCCCACUGACAUGGAAGCUAGACUUAGGGAGGCAAUUGUUGCUGGGUUUGUUGAUGAGUGCUAUCACAUUUACUUCACUUGGAGGAGGCAAAUUUUGGACCCAAAACUACUGAAAAUCGGUUUACAUAAGCUUGACAUCAAAGAGAUCAAGAAUGUACCAUUGAACUACCUAGAAAAAAAGAUUCAACGUUGGAUCAUGGCUUCCAACUAUGUUCUUAGAGCACAACUUCCGGAAGAAAGGAAGCUUUGCAACCUUGUAUUCUCCAGUUAUUCUCUUCAUGCUGACAUUGCUUUCAUGAAGAUAAGCAGGGGAUCCAUGACUCAGUUACUGAAUUUCGCCAAUGCUGUGGCUACUGGGACCGGUUCCCCAGAGCGUUUGUUCAGGAUCCUUAAAGUGUUUGAGGCAUUGAGAGAACUAUUACCUGAGAUGGAGUCAUUGUUUUCUGAUCAGUAUAGUGUGACUCUCAGAGAUGAGGCAAUUGCAAUCUGUGAAAAGUUGAGGGAAGCAAUCAAAAGCGUUUUUAAGGACUUGGAGAAUAUGUUAUGCCAGGACCCUCCUACAAGGGUGACUGUUCCUGGUGGAGGGCUUCAUCCAAUUACACACUAUAUAAUGAACUAUCUCCGUGCUGCUUGUCAAUCUCUGAGGACAUUGGAGUAUGUCUUUGAAAAUGAAAACCUUGAAAUGUCAUUAUCUUCUCCACUUUCUUUUCAGGUGGUUCGGAUUAUGGAAUUGUUGGAGAGGUAUUUGGAGGCCAACUCAAAAAUGUACCAAGGACCAUGCUUGCACUUUGUUUUCAUGAUGAACAACGUGAGGUACAUUGUUCAGACUGCAAAACAUAGUGAACUAAGACAACUGUUGGGUGAACUCUGGAUCCAGAAACACAUAGCACAAGUCAGACAAUACCUUGUAAACUACGAGAGAAGCUCAUGGGAUCAGGUACUUGGUAUGUUUAAGGUAGAUAAUGAUCAUGUAUUUGUGGAGUCCUUCAAACAGAAGCUUAGCCUGUUAAUCUUGCAAUUUGAAGGGAUAUGUAAAGUGCAGUCUACAUGGGUUAUCUUUGAUGAAAGGCUAAGAGAAAAGAUUAUAAGUUCGUUGAAAAAAAUCCUGUUGCCAGCAUAUGAAAAUUUCUCUGCAAGGUUCCAAAAUGUUAUGGAGACACAAGAAGAUACCAAUAUAUAUAGUGACCUUGGGUUUGGGAUCCAAGAUAUUGUGACCGGAAUAGACAAGUUGUUUCAAGGAAGAGAUGAGCUCAAAAAGCACAGAAAUAUGCAACCAACAUGGACCAUAGUCUUGCCCAUUAACAAGGAUUUCUAUGAAUGGAGGAAGCGGGGUCAAGAUGCAUUCCUCAAUUCUUCAUAUCCAAGGGAUUACUACUGGUGUAUUCACAAGUUUGAUCAAGGUUGCCAGGCAACCAAACAGGUCCAGCAAAUACAAGAAAAUCCUACAAAGUUCAUGACUAGGUAUACUGGCUUACAUACAUGCAGAAUGGGAGCUAACGCUCCAGGAAUGCUUACAGAAGCUAAUACUCACGAAACAUUUAUUGUUAACCAUCCUGAUCAGUAG